AUGGCGGCCGCCAAUGCUCCAAUCAACAUGAGGGAGACCCUAACGCUGCCUAGCGUAGGGAUCAACCCGCAGUUCAUCACCUUCACGCAUGUCACUAUGGAAUCGGAUAAGUACAUAUGCGUUCGCGAAACUUCGCCUCAGAAUAGCGUUGUAAUUAUUGACAUGAACAUGCCAAUGCAACCCUUGAGAAGGCCUAUCACCGCAGACUCUGCCCUUAUGAAUCCUAAUUCGAAAAUUCUGGCUCUAAAAGCACAACUUCCGGGGACUACUCAGGAUCACUUACAGAUAUUUAACAUUGAGAUGAAAGCUAAAAUGAAAUCACAUCAGAUGCCAGAGCAGGUGGUAACAUAA
This is a messenger RNA of Thlaspi arvense, 351 nucleotides long. The record is from the annotation of a GenBank genome assembly. NCBI's taxonomy places the organism in Eukaryota, Viridiplantae, Streptophyta, Magnoliopsida, Brassicales, Brassicaceae.